GAUAAAUGAUCCUGCUCGUGUCAUCUUCAAAGGAAUGCGGUUUGAAAUGCAUAUAAGUUAAAUCUAUGACAUUUGAAUAUACAGUUAAUUGGUUUGUCAAUUAAGUAUUUAAAUGCAUAAUUAUUAUCGUCCCACAACCCGGUGAUAUGAAUCACAUCUGUCAUAUAAAGACUUCUAUCAAUGUCUCAAUCAAAUUCAACUAAUAAUUCUAAUUCUCAUAAUAAUAAUAAUGAUAAAAUAAAUCAAAACUUAGAAAAUCAUGAACAAUUAAUUCAUUCUAGAUUAGGCAGUAUUGUACCAGAAUGUGAUACAGUAAAAACUGCAUAUGAUUUAUGCUUUCAAGAAUUUUUUCCAAAUUUUCUAAAAGGUUAUACUUUUGAAAAAGAUCCAUGUGAAAAAAAAUUGAAAAUUUAUCAAAAUUGUUUAAGGGAAGCAUUGAAAACUACAUUUAAUAUGGAUUUGAAUGAAUUAGAUUCAAUAAGAACUGAUGCAGAAACAAUUAAAAAGAUAACAAGUAAAACAAUAUAAUCUAUUCUAUUUUUUAUAUUUUUUUCCUUCGAUUAGUGAUUAGUUUGGUUCGAAUUCGAGUGUUGUCUGUGGUACAAAUCAUAGGCAAUUUAAUGUUUAUAAAUGUUAUAAUUCUCUCUUAUGAUUGUAACUCAACUAUUCCUAUUGCUUAGUAAGUAGUCUUGGACACCAAAAUUAUUCGACAAGUUCUCAAAUCAGAACACGGUUGAACAGGAA
Schistosoma bovis is the source of this 744-nucleotide messenger RNA. NCBI's taxonomy places the organism in Eukaryota, Metazoa, Platyhelminthes, Trematoda, Strigeidida, Schistosomatidae. The record is from the annotation of a GenBank genome assembly.